Messenger RNA from Nicotiana tabacum (common tobacco), 845 nucleotides. NCBI's taxonomy places the organism in Eukaryota, Viridiplantae, Streptophyta, Magnoliopsida, Solanales, Solanaceae. The record is from RefSeq and is a predicted model, not a curated record.
AAAAACCUCUAAUUGAACAAACAUUCAACACUACUGGACUACUUUUUACUCUCAGUAUAUAUAUACAUACUAUCAGUGAUCAAGAAUGGAUAUCUUUCGAAGCUAUUAUUCCGACACUCUUACUGAAUCUUCAUCACUGUCUGAAAAUAGCAGCUCCUCACGUAAUAGAGCUAAUCUUUCCGAUGAGGAAGUUAUGUUAGCUUCAAAUAACCCCAAGAAGCGCGCCGGGAGAAAGAAGUUUCGCGAGACACGUCAUGCAACAUACAGGGGAGUGAGGAAGAGGAAUUCAGACAGAUGGGUUUGUGAAAUCAGACAACCAAAUAAGAAAUCAAGAAUAUGGCUUGGAACUUACCCCACUGCAGAAAUGGCGGCUAGAGCUCAUGACGUGGCGGCUAUUGCAUUAAGGGGUCGUUCUGCUUGCUUGAACUUUGCUGACUCUGUUUGGAAGUUGCCUAUCCCUGCUUCCGCCGACGCUAAGGAUAUUCAGAGAGCGGCGGCAGAGGCCGCCGAGGCUUUCGGCCGCCCAUCUGAGUCAGAAGAAGCAGAUUCAGGCACUACUCCUGAAACGCCAGAAAGUAGUAAGUUAUUUAUGGAUGAGGAAGCUCUGUUUUGCAUGCCGGGAUUGCUAGCAAAUAUGGCGGAAGGACUAAUGCUGCCUCCACCUCACUACGUAGAAGUUGGCGAUUAUGUGGAAGCUGCUGCUGAUAUGCCUCUAUGGAGUUAUACUAUGUAAAUACUUCUGGUUAUUGCCUCUUUUGAAAAAUCUAUAUCAUCGUAAGUAUAUAUAGUCAAUACGCAAUCAAGAUGCUUGAGGUGAAGUUCCUUCAAUUAGGAUUUUGGAGAUA